CCAAAAACCUCGCUCGCUGCGAAACUUGGUGUCUUCCUGUCGAGAAUUUCACAAAGACUCAUAGCGUACAGUUAAAUAAACAAACAUAUUGAACAAUAACUAUAAAAAUGUCCACUAACAAUUCAGUUAUUUCGGUAACAGAUGCCGACCAGUAUAACACACUGAUCAAUGCGGAGAAGACUACAGUAGUACUAUUUACAGCCGAUUGGGCUGAACAGUGUAAACAUGUCCAGGAAGCACUGGAGGAGCUAGCCAAAAUACUGAGUAACAAAUUGCAGUUUGUUAGUCUGCUAGCCGAAAAAUUUCCAGAGAUUUCUAUGAAGCACCAGAUUGAAGCAGUUCCCACCAUAAUUUUCUUCACCAAAGGCACGGCAGUGGAUCGUGUGGAUGGUGUGAACGUAGCCGAAAUUACAGCGAAGUGUAAAAAACUUGGUGGCUCUGUAGCCGGUGAAUCUUUAGAGGAACGUUUGAAAGCACUGAUCAAUAAAGCGGAUCUCAUGAUAUUCAUGAAGGGCGAUCGCAAUGCUCCACGCUGUGGUUUCUCCCGCCAGAUAAUAGAAAUCGUGAAUGCAACAAAUGUUCCCUAUGAGACAUUCGAUAUAUUGAAUGAUGAAGAAGUUCGUCAAGGUUUGAAGACAUAUUCCGACUGGCCCACGUAUCCGCAAGUAUAUGUUAAGGGUGAACUGAUUGGUGGCUUGGACAUUAUUAAAGAGCUCAAAGCAAAUAAUGAAUUAGAAACUGCAUUGAAGGGUUAAAGUAAACAAUAUCAUGACUCAGUUUGCAUGCAAAAUUUAAUUUAUAAAUAAAAUUGGCAACCGGUUUUGGUAACAGGUAAAAA
Bactrocera tryoni is the source of this 838-nucleotide messenger RNA. RefSeq names its product glutaredoxin 3 (gene Grx3). The record is from RefSeq and is a predicted model, not a curated record. NCBI's taxonomy places the organism in Eukaryota, Metazoa, Arthropoda, Insecta, Diptera, Tephritidae. The coding region runs from base 108 to 755 and encodes 215 amino acids. The transcript has 4 exons.